This is a messenger RNA of Vicia villosa (hairy vetch), 3372 nucleotides long. RefSeq names its product probable L-type lectin-domain containing receptor kinase S.5. NCBI's taxonomy places the organism in Eukaryota, Viridiplantae, Streptophyta, Magnoliopsida, Fabales, Fabaceae. Bases 46 to 2055 code for a protein of 669 amino acids. Gene Ontology annotation, molecular function: ATP binding; carbohydrate binding; protein kinase activity. Gene Ontology annotation, biological process: protein phosphorylation. The transcript has a single exon. The record is from RefSeq and is a predicted model, not a curated record. Gene Ontology annotation, cellular component: plasma membrane.
CAACACCAUUCUUUGUUUAUUUACUUCACCAGCGAAUAAAACAUCAUGAACUUCAUUUCCUUGCUACUCAAAUAUCAAUUAUUAACAUUCAUUUUCACUAUCAUAGCCUUAACCAAAGUUAGUUGUUUUUCGUUCAAUUUCUCAACCUUUGAUCCAAAUAAUUUCUCACCUACCGAAAAUUCAAAAGUAACCACAGAUGUCAUCCAAAUAACCCCAAAUAAUCAUGGUGAAAUAGAGAAUUAUUCAGGACGUGUUUUUUACAAAGAGCCAUACACACUUUUUAACAAGAAAAACAACAAAAUAGCUUCUUUCAACACCACUUUUGUUCUUAACAUAACUCCUCAAACUUCCCCUGGUGGAGAAGGCAUGGCCUUCAUCAUAGCUUCAGAUCAAAAUCUCCCCGAAAACAGUCAUGGAGAAUGGCUUGGUAUUGUAAAUGCUUCUACAAAUGGAACUUCUCGAGCUGAAAUUCUUGCAGUAGAGUUCGAUACACGACAAAGUUCAACGCAAGACGGUCCUCCCAACCAUGUUGGUAUCAAUAUAAAUAGCAUCUCUUCGUUGAAACUAACAUCAUUGUCGAACACUAAGGUCAAUCUUUCAUCUGGAGAAGAUGUAACUGUGAGAAUUCAAUAUUCCAAUGAUAUAAUAUCUGUUUUUGGUUCAAUGGCUGAAAAUUCACAAGAUUCUAUGGAGACCCUUUUGGUUUCUCCACCUCUUAAUCUAUCUUCCUAUCUUAAACAAGAGGUUUACCAUGUGGGUUUCUCCGCUUCAACGAGCAAUUACACAGAGUUAAACACGGUAAAAGCAUGGGAAUUCAAUGGUCUUGAUAUUUCAGAUGGUAAAAUAAAUCUCUUGUGGGUUUGGAUUAUAGUUCCAUUGGUGAUAAUCGUAGUUGGAUUAGUCUUUUUCUUGGUUUAUUUUCAAAAGAAAAGAAACAUUGAGAUUUCGGAAGAUGCUUAUCCAGAGAUAGAGAAUCAAAUUCAACACUCAUCUAUGGGUCCGAAGAAAUUUGAAUUACAGGAAUUGAUAAAAGCAACAGGUGCAUUCAGCCAAUCGAACAAGCUUGGCCAAGGUGGAUUUGGAACUGUUUAUAAGGGUGUCCUUGGAAACAACAAAGAGAUAGCUGUGAAGAGAGUCUCGAAGAACUCGCGUCAAGGAAAGCAAGAAUUUAUAGCAGAAGUAACAACAAUUGGAAGCCUUCACCAUAAGAACUUGGUGAAACUUAUUGGUUGGUGCUAUGAGAAAAAAGAGCUUCUCCUUGUUUACGAGUUCAUGCCGAAUGGAAGCUUAGACAAAUACCUAUUCAACCAAUCGGGUGACGAAUUUGAAUUACAUUAUUCAAAAGUACUUGAUUGGAAUACUAGAAAUAGUGUGAUCCGUGGCGUGGCGCAGGCACUGGAUUAUCUUCACAAUGGUUGCGAAAGAAGAGUACUUCAUAGAGACAUUAAAGCAAGCAACAUAAUGCUGGACUUAGAUUACGAUGCGAAAUUGGGUGAUUUUGGAUUGGCGCGAACAAUUCAAAAGAGAAAUGAGACUCAUCAUUCAACAAAGGAAAUUGCGGGAACCCCUGGUUAUAUGGCACCGGAAUCUUUUCUAACGGGAAGAGCAACGGUGGAAACGGAUGUAUACGCAUUUGGUGUUCUUGUUUUGGAGGUUGUGUGUGGAAAAAGUCCAGGAAAUAUGUAUGAACAAGAUGAUUAUAAAAAUAGUAUUGUGUAUUGGGUUUGGGAGCAUUAUGGAAGGGGGAGAAUUGUUAGUGUUGUUGAUAAAAGGAUAAGUGAUUGUGAAGAGGAUGAGAUAGAGAUGGUGAAAUUUAAGGAAGAAGUUGAAAUUGUGCUUAUUCUUGGGUUAGCUUGUUGUCAUCCAAACCCUAAUGAAAGGCCAUCAAUACAAACAGUUCUGAUGGUUCUAACUGGAGAAGCUUCUCCUCCAAUUGUUCCAGUGGAAAGACCUUCUUUUGUUUGGCCUGCUAUGCCUUCAAUUUUCAAAGAAGGGGAAGAUAGUUCUCUUAUCAAUGGAACAGUCUCUCCAUUCACUCAACUAAGUGGUAGAUAAUACUAACACAGACAUGGAGACCGAACACGACACAGACACAUAAACACCUUCUUUUUUUUUAUAUAUCAGUACCAUGUAGAUUGAAUAAGUAUUGAUGUUACAGUUUAUUUGGCAACUCUAAGCUUAAGCCAGUAAUAUAAUAUUUCUUAGUUUUAUCCUUUGGUGUGUCUAAUAUUACUCUUCUUAUUUGGGCGAGAGUCUGCUUUUGUCCUCUGUCAUUUAGGAGUAGGACGAGUUGUUCUCUGAUUAUUCUUUGCUAAAUCAUCUAAUUUGUAUGCAGAAGUCUUGAUCCAGUGAACUGAGGAACUCUAGAGUGAGGUUCCUAUAAGUCACGUGAAUGUCAUCAACAUACUCAUCACAGCUGAGCUGGUGGCACAGAUACCUCACACUCGCCUCGAUCCCGAGUGCCUCCAUACAUCUCUGGUCGGGGUACCUAGUGGGUAACAUAGGGCGAGCAAACAAAGCAGCGAAACGCGAUCUCUGUGCAUCAUCUCUGAAAAAUCACUUCCAUGUCAUCAAAGUGAGCCAUCCUGAAAAAGUAACACAAGAAUAUCUGGUCCUGAAAAACACAAACAAAUAGGUCAGUCCAGAUAAUAAUUAAAUUAUGAUAAAAAAUAAAACCAAAACUAAAUUAAAGAAGAAACCAUGGGUUGCCUCCCAUGCAGCGCUUGUUUAAUGUCGUUAGCUUGACAACUAGACAAGGUUCUGGUCUAAUGAUGCACCUGUUACGAGUGAGUCCUGAUGUUUUUCCUGGGAUAUUUGUGACUCAUCGUUAGAGUAAUAUGUUGGACUAACUGGAUGAUAUCCUUGAGGAUGGACGGUUUAGAGUAAACCAAGUGCUUUUGAAUUAUGUUGUUAAGUCGCUGCAGAUUUUUCUGUCUAAAGAUGUUGCGAAUACAAGGUCUCGGUCUGUUGGAUGAGUUAGGACGUCUCUGAAGGAGAACGGUCAAUUAUUAUUGAUGGAUGCUUUCUAUAGGGUAGAGAGCAAUGUGGCAACUAGUGAUAUACAAGUGGUGUGAAAUUCUUGAUGUUUUACUAACGAUAUCUACUAAGCAAGUAGCAUAACUCUUAGGAGAUGAAGCUCUUAUGUGUGCAGGUCGGUGAUAACGGUUAUAUGGGGUUUUGUGUGGGUUAAUGACACUUGUUUAAUGUAAUGAUUGAGAUUUAGUAUCCGCUUCAAAUGAUUGACGAUUUGAUGGACCAACUGGUAGGAGAGUAUGUCUUCACUAUAAUCGAAUUGAGGUUGGAAUACCUUCCGAUUUAUGUGAAGGCUGAGGAUGGUUAGAGACAGCUAUUAAAAACUCGAUGUAGGAAUUA